CUUAGACGCAGACUGUGCCAGCACAACCUCGCGAUUUGAGCCACGAGUACCACUCUUGACAUCCACGCUGGAGCAAAAAGAGAUACCAUCGCUACUGUCCCUUACCUAUCCAUGAUGCCCGGUUUCAGAGAUGGCACCAAUGACCGACUGCCGUCGUCACUGCAUCUAUCCCACGACCAGUUCGAAUCACUCUGGCCAUACUGUCCCAUUCGACUAUCCAAACCCAACCAAGACGCCUCAGGAACUCGAAAGUCCUGCCAGACGAAACACAAAGCAAUCUCCCAUGUCAUACAGCAUCUCACCCGGGAACAUGGCAUUAUUCGCUCCGCACCCCACCACAACGUAGGGGAAACGACUGGCAAAGAAGCCGGACAGAGCGCAAGCAAGGGGGCAGACCAGAGGAAGUACUUGGUUCAGUGUGCCUGGUACGACGGGACCUCUGCUCCCGACACAGCGUCCAAAUGCCGCAAGUGCAAUAGAAUUGCGGACUGGUCUGACGAGGAGCUCGAUGAAUAUCGACAGGAGCAUUCGGGACCAGCUCUGUGCGUCAGAUGCUACCAAGUCUUCCACACCAGGACGGCUCUGCGGGCUCACCUGCGCGAAAGCGAUCUCUGUCCGAACCGAGGACCGAGAUUGGGAAAGCCGAACAAAGCCGGGAUUCUCUACCAAGCCUUUGUGUCUGCCGAUGCUGCACCAACAUGGAGACCACCCUCAGGCUCGGAAGGAGCAUCCGCCUACUUUCAAGUUCAGGCCGUCCGAGACACUCGUAUCCCAUCCGUCCCUGCUUCGACUUUUACUUCCACGCCUUCGAAGACUGCAUGGAAUUCUACUCCGUCUUGGUCUGCUGUCUCGACGGCCGCUUCAGCUCAGAGCAUUGUUCCAACCCCUUCGUGUCCCCCGGCGACCCAAAACAACUCUGCUCGAGUCAUCGGCGCAUGCUGGCCCGGCUGGCCGGCGCAAGAGGAGUCCGUGGAUGAUAUGCUCACAGACAACUUCAGUCCCGGCAGAAUGCAGCACGGCUUUGGGGACAUGGAGUCUACCGCCCUCGUACCUGAUAUUGCCGGUGAGGUCGAUCGGGACCUAAUUGGCCCAGAUUUCACCUGGCAGGAGCAGACGAUACAGCCCAUCGACACCGAGACUGCGCCAGUGGACUGGGUAACGACAGAUCCUGCCUGGAUGUAUUGGACGAUCUCUCUUCCGAGUUCUGGGCCGGACCCACCGCUGAUGAACCUGUCAGCCUAAGUAUGCCUACCGGGCUUCCAUGAUCCAAUGGGAUCUUCGGUGAACUUGAAUGGACCACAGAACGGUGCCACCCCAACCCCGCAGGCCACCAGCAACCUUCAUGGGCUUUGUCUCCCAUCGGAGGAUACUGAUACUCUGUCAAACGAUGAGUUGAGGCAGAAGCUCGUCCACACUCCGCAGUGAGGGUCCAGGAGAGCAACAAUCCAAGGAGCAGCGAUAAAUUUCUAGGUGAGUGUUUCCCUCUGCUUCGGCAUUUACAAUCAACUAAGAUGAUGCUGACGCCCGCC
Molecule: messenger RNA, 1529 nt
Organism: Parathielavia appendiculata
Lineage: Eukaryota; Fungi; Ascomycota; Sordariomycetes; Sordariales; Chaetomiaceae
Exons: 2
Coding region: 112-1242 (376 amino acids)
Source: RefSeq, a predicted model, not a curated record